AGUAUAAGAAACCCUUUCACUAUUGGGUAUAGCAUUUCUUGCCUGGAAUAUCGAUUGGUCAGCACUGCGUGUAUUCUUCAAGUGUGUUUGAAUAUCAUAUGCCCAUUUCUUCGAUAUAUACAUCGUCACGAUGUUGGUUUAUUAGCAUCUGGUGACCAUUCGAUUGACUAUAUGAAUUAUCCUAGAAGUCUACACAUGUAGAAAGUCAUUAUGGAUUACAUAUGGAACAAGGAGAGGGCAAUAUUUUUCGUGUUAUUUUGUGGACUAACCAUCUUCACUUUCUUCAUUAUUGAGGAUGAUCUUCAAACCAACAUCAAACGUUCGAGAGAUAAAAAACCGCCAAGGAUUGGAGACUUCCUACAGAAUACAACAGGGUCUAAACAGGAAGAUGUACCUGCAACCAAAGAGGGGUGCGAGGAUACGCGUCUUAUGCCGAGCAAAACCUUCCCAACUAUAGCUCUUACCAGCUUCCCAGGUUCGGGCAAUACGUGGGUCAGGCACCUCAUCGAGACAUCGACCGGAUAUGCCACCGGGAGCGUCUACAAUAGCAGGAUUCUCGCAAGCCAAGGUUUUAUUGGUGAAAAGGAAGAUUUCCGAAUAGGAACGACCCUCACAGUGAAGACACACUGGCGACUGAAGGGUACAAUGGUCGGUGCCGUGUUACUCGUACGCAACCCAUAUCGAGCUUUGUUGUCGGAAUAUAACAGAAGAAAAGGCGGGAAGACGGGACACGCCACCUUGGACGAUUUCCAAAGUGAAGAUUGGCAUAGAUUUGUACAGAACUCAUGCCGGAAAUGGUUCGGACUUUCUGAAUAUUUCAUUACGAGAUGCGGUACCAAGGACGAUACUUGCAAGUCAAUGACGGUCGUGUAUUAUGAGCAACUCAAACUUCACGUCGCGGACGAGAUGCGACGAAUCCUCGCCUAUCUCGAUGUGCCGGUCGACGAGGAGCGUCUUGCGUGUACAGUUGCCAAUGCGGAGGGAAAGUUUCACAGACACAAAUCAAAUACAAGUCUAGACCCGUUCACACAAGAAGAAAGGACUAGGAUUGAUGGAUUUAUUAAAGGGUAUCUCGAUUUAACCGACAAGUGGGACCUACCGAAGCCGCCGCCAUCAGUCACGUCAUAUCCCACUGAUUUGCAUUUAUGACAUUAUUUAAAGAUGAAUAUUGUUUUUUCAUUCUUUGCUCUCGUCUGUUUAUUACGAAACGUUUAUGAAAAGAUUACUACAACCCGGUAAUGCCGCAUGGAUGCAUAAUGCAAUACCAAUAAUGUCGCAGAGUGCGACAUUAGGGAAAAUUCGCUCCACGUAUACGUAGAGAGAAUGUAUUUGCAUUGAAAAUGCCGUCAAAUGACAAAGAUUAGCUGGAGGUCUUUGUCGCAAAUUGGGAAUCGGAACCGCGGUUUUGUGCUACCGAGUUCCAGAGCUGACGCAAAAUUGCAAAUGGGCCCUAUAUGUAGUUUGUCUAGAAUGAGGGACUAAAAUGCGGUCCUGAUACACGGCCCGAUCUGUAACAAGAGUUUAUCAUUUCUGCGGAUCCUUGAAAUUAAUUUGUCGAGAUAACGAGACGCAUUAUCUCACCAAGUAGACUCAUGAAAAGUUUUAUAUAAACAUAGAGAGCACUGGCGGCUCCGGGGGGGGGGGGGCACACCCAAACCCGUGCCACCCCCUCCCCCGAGAGGCAUUAAAAUGUCGUUACAAGCGUGCCACUUUUUUCUGCUUGUCGAACCAAACCCAUUGUCAAAUUUUCCGUGGACGAAAUGACCUGAAAUUACGGUGAACAUGGUGAAAACCUCCCUUUUUUGCUGGUCAAUUUCUUCUCAGGACCCCCCCCCCUUUGGGAAAUCCUGGAUCCGCCACUAACAGCGAGAUACGUUAUCUUAUCAUGUUAAUUAUAAAAAGUAAACAGCGGGAUUUAUUUUCAUAUCCACAGCAUGCGCUUACGAGUAUGAGUUUGCGGUCCCAAAAUCUGAAACCAUACCCUUUAAAAACAAAUCAGUAAAAAAAUACUAGUUAAUAGGGUCAGCUUGGUGCAACUGUUAUUCUAGUCAUA
Lytechinus variegatus (green sea urchin) is the source of this 2053-nucleotide messenger RNA. RefSeq names its product WSC domain-containing protein 1-like. The record is from RefSeq and is a predicted model, not a curated record. NCBI's taxonomy places the organism in Eukaryota, Metazoa, Echinodermata, Echinoidea, Temnopleuroida, Toxopneustidae. Gene Ontology annotation, molecular function: sulfotransferase activity. Bases 211 to 1149 code for a protein of 312 amino acids. The transcript has 4 exons.